Messenger RNA from Bipolaris maydis ATCC 48331, 498 nucleotides. Its product is annotated as RNAse P Rpr2/Rpp21/SNM1 subunit domain-containing protein. Lineage: Eukaryota; Fungi; Ascomycota; Dothideomycetes; Pleosporales; Pleosporaceae. The record is from RefSeq and is a predicted model, not a curated record. Gene Ontology annotation, biological process: tRNA processing. Gene Ontology annotation, cellular component: nucleolar ribonuclease P complex.
AUGAGCAAAGUCAAAGCCCCGAAAGCAAAAGGCAUUCCGAACAAGCACCUGCACGCACGUUCAUCUUUUCUCUACCAAGCUGCCACGUACCUGACCUUGCAAACGGCCGAGGUCACUGAGACGCCACGAGGCAAACACCCAACCCCCAAGUCGCCAAACAGUCUCUCACUUGCACUCUCACUCAGCUCCGACCUCCAGCAAGUCUCGCGAAAAGGCCAACUACGUCUUGCUGUUUCUCUAAAACGGACACUGUGCAAAAGCUGUAACAGCAUCCUUGUUCCCGGGCGCACUGCAACGCACAGGAUUGAGAAUGCAAGCAAAGGUGGCAAGAAGCCUUGGGCUGAUGUGCUGGUUAUAACAUGCGGUGUGUGUGCCGGCCAGAAACGGUUUCCAGUCGGCGCGGCACCAAAGGUGAAGAAGGGGAAGAGAGAAAUGGCGGGUGCGGAGGAGACGCCGACGACUGGGGAGGAUAAGCCGGUGCUUACGGGGACGGAAUGA